CACUUUGAGAUUAAAUGAACACAGUGACAAGAUGUUUCGCUUCGUUAGUGUCUUGUUAAUAUGUCUUGUCCUCUCUGCUCCAUCCACACCAUGCAACUCGAAAACCACCUCCGGCCAAAACCACAAUUCUUCAGUUUCAACAAUUAAAGAAUCCUACGACGCUAAAGCCACCAACAAGUCUUGCAACUACGGCAGAGGCAAAAUCAUCGACAUUGGCAUUACCAAAGGCAACUUCACCCCCAAAAUCCACGUUUGCUUCGACAACACCACCCACAGGACCUUCUGGACCAAACACUACCUAGGACGCACCAACACCAGCAACUCCACAGAUGGAAGAACCUCCUGGUCCAAAGACUUCUUCUACAAGUUUAACCCCGACAAAAUCUACAAGAAGGUGUCCAAUAACUCCGACAGAGGUCACUUGAGUCCUCGAGCCGAUUUCAACACCGACAUCGAAAGAAAAAUGACAUACUAUUACAUAAAUGCGGCUCCGCAAGCUAGCAAUCUGAAUCGGGGGAAGUGGAGAUGGAUCGAAGAAGAGGUGAGGGCGAGGGCCAACAAGGAGUCGAGUCCGGUGAAAGUUAUCACUGGGAGUGGAGGGGUUUUAUUUGCGUUUAAUAUGUACAAUUAUACUUAUCCGGAGUAUUUUUUCAAAAUUGUGGUUUUCAAAAAUGGGCAAAAUGAGGUUUUUGUGGGGGUGAAUAAUGCUACGGCGGCGGUGACGACGGAGAGUCCGUUUAAACAGUCUUUGUGUAAAAAUGUUAUUCCGUUUUGUGGGUGCUUUGGGUAUAGUGAGGGAAUAGUUUAUUGUUGUAAGCUUGAUAAGGAUCUUAUGCAACGUUUCGGGCUUGAAAAGGAUGAUGUUGAUUAUAAAGAACGAUGGUAGAAUAAAAAUGUUUGUUUGUUUUUGAUGAAUAGUUUUGCUUGACGCAAACAACAGAUAACGUUGUGUUUUGACUAAGAUAAAUAAAUAUUUGGAGUGGAAUGAGUUAUUGUUAUUGG
This is a messenger RNA of Zophobas morio, 1002 nucleotides long. RefSeq lists its product as uncharacterized. NCBI's taxonomy places the organism in Eukaryota, Metazoa, Arthropoda, Insecta, Coleoptera, Tenebrionidae. The record is from RefSeq and is a predicted model, not a curated record. Gene Ontology annotation, cellular component: nucleus; mitochondrial inner membrane. The transcript has 2 exons. Bases 32 to 886 code for a protein of 284 amino acids. Gene Ontology annotation, biological process: apoptotic DNA fragmentation. Gene Ontology annotation, molecular function: RNA endonuclease activity; nucleic acid binding; single-stranded DNA endonuclease activity.